CUGUUUGGGAGAACCAAACACGACAUUAGGAAUUAGUUUGAUUUUCCCUCUUUUUCUACGAUAAAAAUACAACCCGCAGAGAUAUCAAAUAAUCCUUCACGUUAUAAUUUCCCUCCUUUCGUAAGACCAAACCAAUGCCUACAUCACACACAAAGAAUCCACAUUUUUAAUAAAAUAAUUAAAAUUAAUCUUUAAUUCUCAUCUUCUUCACUUGUUCAUCUGUAUUGCAGACACCAACCAGUCUUCUAGAAUCACCUCAGCCGCCUCUGAUUAUACUUACAAUCUUUGUGUACACAUAAAAUCUUGAAACCCCAGAUUUUAAAGUUCGAAUUUUGGUGGAGAAUUCGUAUUUUAAUGGUUAGUGGUAUGAAUAACAAUAGUAAAAGUAAUGGUGAGAAGAACCCAUCAAGGGGAGGAGCUACUAGGUCGUGGGGGACCACUGGCUCUGCCCAAUCGGUGUCGACUAGUGGCAGUGUGGGGUCCCCUUCUAGCCGGAUGGAGGCGGCGCCGGCGGCGGUUGCAACCACCCCAGGAAGUGAAAAUACUUUUUUGAGGCUGAAUCAUCUUGAUAUUCAUGCUGCUGGGGAUGAGGCUGGAUCUCAAUUAGAUGUUGGUAAUAAGAAGAAAAAGAGAGGACAGCGUGCUGUUGGCGGGGAUAAGAGUGGCAGAGGACUUCGCCAGUUUAGCAUGAAAGUGUGCGAGAAAGUGGAGAGCAAGGGCAGAACCACUUAUAAUGAGGUUGCCGAUGAACUUGUAGCUGAAUUUUCUGACCCUGGCAAUAAUCUGUCAUCUCCAGAUCAGCAACAAUAUGAUGAAAAAAACAUUCGUCGAAGGGUAUAUGAUGCUCUAAAUGUUCUCAUGGCUAUGGAUAUUAUUUCCAAAGACAAAAAGGAAAUACAGUGGAGGGGUCUGCCACGGACUAGCUUGAAUGAUAUUGAAGAAUUAAAGAGUGAACGUCUUGGAUUGAAGAGCAAAGUUGACAAGAAAACAGCAUAUUUGAAAGAACUAGAGGACCAAUAUGUAGGUCUACAAAACCUUAUACAACGGAAUGAGCAAUUAUACAGCUCAGGAAAUGCUCCUAGUGGAGGAGUGGCUUUACCUUUCAUACUGGUGCAGACCCGGCCUCAUGCCACUGUAGAGGUGGAAAUAUCAGAAGAUAUGCAGCUGGUGCACUUUGACUUCAAUAGCACCCCUUUUGAGCUCCAUGAUGACAAUUACGUUCUCAAGGCUAUGAAAUUUUGUGAAAGACCACAAGGCGAUAAUGUGGAACACGAUGGCCCUGGAGAUAGAGGUGAAAGCUCGAGCAUGCCCAAUAUGUACCAGCCUGAAAUCAGUCACCCGUCUAUGUUAAGUUUACCGAUGAGUAGAACUCCCACCUCGCCUCCACUUCCUGGAAUAAUCAAGGCACGUGUUAAGCAUGAACAUUAGUCUCCCAAGUUGAAUGCUAGGAAACCAUCUUGCUUCCAUCAUGAUGUAAAUUAUGUAGCUAUAUUGUCGAAAGUGGGCCGCCCUCCUUACAUCUGCCUUUUUUUUUUUAAUUUUCCCAUAAUACAUGUUGGCCCCUGCUAAGGAGGUUCAGAUUUUGGUUUGUAGUUUUAAAAUAUUGGGAGGGGCUCAGGUCCUGGUAGAUGUUUUGUUUACAUAUCUGUAAUCCGUAGCUAUUAUACCCUUUCGUUCUUUGGCUCUGGAUGUAGCAGCACAGAAUGCUAUUUGCGGGAUUGUUAGAUAUGCAGAGAAUUUACUUAUUUUAUACUGAAGAAAUCGAGCUGGUUUGUCAA
This is a messenger RNA of Daucus carota subsp. sativus, 1778 nucleotides long. RefSeq names its product transcription factor-like protein DPB. Bases 355 to 1428 code for a protein of 357 amino acids. Gene Ontology annotation, molecular function: DNA-binding transcription factor activity, RNA polymerase II-specific; RNA polymerase II transcription regulatory region sequence-specific DNA binding. Lineage: Eukaryota; Viridiplantae; Streptophyta; Magnoliopsida; Apiales; Apiaceae. The record is from RefSeq and is a predicted model, not a curated record. Gene Ontology annotation, biological process: regulation of cell cycle; regulation of transcription by RNA polymerase II. The transcript has 9 exons. Gene Ontology annotation, cellular component: transcription regulator complex; nucleus.